AGAUCGCCUGUGGGCUCGUCAGACGAGGAUGUCAUUUGUACUUUAUAAAUGUUCACAGCGCACGUCUGGGUGUCUUAAAGAGGAAGCUCUUGUGUGAAGGAAAUUCGUUUGAGUUUUUUUCUCUUUUGAGUUUUAUUCAGAAAGAUUUAAAACACAGAGUAGAUAUUGUUGUCAAAGCUUUAGCUACAUUCUACUGUGGAGGUAAAUAAAAGGAAACGAUUCUCUAAGCAAGUGUAAGAAGUCAAAUCUCGUGUGAUAAAGAUGACUAUGCAGCUUUUCGUGUGUUUCUUUACAUUCUUGAUUCAGCACCACGUACAAAAAACACGAGCCUGUGAUGGUGUGUACACCUCACCCAGUGGCUCCAUCUCGUCCCCGCUGUACCCCAGUCAGUACCCGCCUAAUGAAGACUGUACCUACAUCAUCAACACAACACAGGGCCAUCGCAUUACCUUGACAUUUGUUACAUUUGAAAUUGAGGCUGGAACCGAUGACUGCAAGUUGGACUAUUUAGAGAUCCGGGAUGGAAGCUCCGAGCCGUCACCGUCUAUGGGUAUCUUCUGUAACACGAGUGUUCCGGACAGAGUGAGGUCCACGUCUAACACCAUGUGGAUCAGAUUCCAGUCUGGCUCAGAGUCUGGCACUGGCUUCAAUGCAACUUACUCAUCAGCAAUCAUUCCACAGAAGUUUCUCCUUGUCACUGACUUUCAUAACGGCAUCUAUCGCAUAGACAUCGACACGGGAAGUAAUGUUACAAUCAGUCCUGAUGGUCUACAGAACCCAUAUGGUAUUGACUACGAUCCAGUAGACGGUCGUGUCUAUUGGUCAAAUACAGGGGAGAAGACCAUCCGAUCCGCUAACCUUGAUGGCAGCGAUGCUCGGCUGGUUCGCAGUAUUAGUCAAGGACGCUAUCUACUGAGCAUUUCUGUGGACUCUGUGUCGAGGCUACUGUUCUACGCCGACGAGGGCAACAAGGUCAUUGGAAUGAUAUCACUGGACACCAACAACAGUCAUCAUAUUGUCGUCGAUUCAGACAUUGGUCAGCCUGUGGACAUCGAACUCGACAAACACAAUGGGGAGGAGACUUUACUGGGCAGAUGGAGACACACAGCUGAUAGGAUGGACGGAUGUGGACAGCAAACGUUCUGAAGUUUAUUUUAACCAGAUAGGCUCAUAUUUUGUGGGCCUGGAUAUCUACCACAAUGAGUUGUUUGUCACGGACUGGGGAGAUGAAGAAAAUCUGGCAGAAACAACACACAUCUAUCGCAUUGGCAAGAAUAAAACAAUGAGGGCGAGUGUGCAAGUUAAAGGGAUAGUAAACGAUGUUCGCGUCUAUGCCGAGGAAACAACACGUAAAG
Messenger RNA from Pomacea canaliculata, 1355 nucleotides. RefSeq names its product neuropilin-1-like. The record is from RefSeq and is a predicted model, not a curated record. The coding region runs from base 262 to 1146 and encodes 294 amino acids. The transcript has 8 exons. Lineage: Eukaryota; Metazoa; Mollusca; Gastropoda; Architaenioglossa; Ampullariidae.